AUGAACGAACACAAUACAAGAUCGAAUAAAACCAGAUUAUCGGAAUUAUUUUCAAAACUAAAUAAUUUAAUUACAACAGCAGUAAAACCAGCACUAUUUUUAAUGCCAAAUAUAGACGUUAAAUUAAUUGAAAGUCUGGAGGACUUAGACAAAUUUUGUAUAUUGGCAGAAGAACGUUUAAGAAUGGAAUAUCAAUUUUCAGAAGUGACAAAAACGUUAGUAACGAAAUUAGAAAUCGCUUUAAAUGACAAUCAUCAAUUUCAACAAACAAUGUCAAACAGCAAUAGAAAAGAUCAGGAACAGUCAGAAGGUACAAUCAGUGAAGAUCACUCUGUUUAG
Messenger RNA from Didymodactylos carnosus, 339 nucleotides. The record is from the annotation of a GenBank genome assembly. NCBI's taxonomy places the organism in Eukaryota, Metazoa, Rotifera, Eurotatoria, Philodinida, Philodinidae.